AUGAAUUGCUGCCCCUGUUUCUCAUUACAGAAGAGCCAAAAGGAGCUUGAUAAUGAUGCAGCCGAUGGAACCUCAGGAUCUUUUAAAGGCCUCGCCUCAAAAACCGAUUUGGAUGACUCUCAAAUAUCUGUCUUUUGGAAAUUCGCUUCACUGGGAGAUGCUGCACAGAGUGACCAUGAGCUUUUUGCUGGAACCAAGAAGCCGAAGCCCGGAGGCAAAGACAAGGAAGUCGAGCAUGGAAAUAUUAGGGCACAGAAUUUCACUUUCCGCGAGUUAGCCUCGGCCACAAAGAAUUUCCGGCAAGAGUGCUUGUUGGGCGAAGGUGGAUUUGGUCGAGUAUACAAAGGAACCCUCCAGGGGACCGGGCAGGUGGUUGCUGUCAAGCAACUCGACAGGCAUGGACUACAAGGAAACAAGGAGUUCCUCGUCGAGGUCCUCAUGUUGAGUCUCUUGCACCACGAAAAUCUAGUUAAUCUCAUCGGGUAUUGUGCCGAUGGAGAUCAAAGACUUCUCGCGUAUGAGUACAUGCCUGGAGGUUCUCUAGAAGAUCACCUGCUCGACAUUGAACCACAGCAGAAGCCUCUGGAUUGGCUCACCAGAAUGAAGAUAGGAUUCGGCGCUGCACAGGGUCUCGAGUAUCUGCAUGAUAAAGCCAAUCCACCCGUUAUAUUCCGUGACUUGAAGUCCUCGAACAUCUUGUUGGAUGAGGCUUUCAAUCCGAAAUUAUCCGACUUUGGACUGGCCAAGCUUGGGCCUGCCGGAGACAAGAUGCACGUCUCAUCCAGGGUUAUGGGUACUUAUGGCUAUUGUGCUCCGGAAUAUGCAAGAAUGGGCGAACUUACACCAAAGUCCGACGUGUAUAGUUUCGGAGUUGUCCUGCUAGAACUCAUCACCGGACGCAGAGCAAUUGACACGACAAAACCCCCUGAUGAGCAAAACCUAGUUGCUUGGGCUCAGCCCAAAUUCAGGGACCCGGGAUCGUAUCCAGACAUGGCCGAUCCGUUGCUUCAACGCAGAUUUCCUGAAAAAGCAUUAAAUCAGGCUGUUGCCAUCGUAGCCAUGUGUCUGCAAGAAGAAGCCUCAGUCCGCCCUCUAAUCAGCGACGUCGUUACUACUCUAAGCUUCCUUCUAGUGGCUCCACCUGACCCCGUGGCUGCUCCUCCUCCAGAGCCCAACAAGCAUUCCCAGGAAUCAAAUAGAAGCGACAGCGACAGUGGCAGCAAUGGCGAAAGUGACGAUGAGAAAGGCAACAAGGAGAAUACUUCUGGGGAACAUCAGAAUCGCGGUGAUGAAGACAGCAUAGAGAAGCAGGACACAAAGGUUGACGAAUGUCACAAGCAUGGCGAUGAUGAGGAUAGCAAAAGCACCGGCAAGGGAUCUGAUUCGGGUUCGAGCAGGAAGAGUAGCAUGUCGAGGGAUGAAAGUGUCAAGAGGAGGGACAGAAGCAGUUGGUUCUUGCAUGAGGAAAGCAUUUAUUAUUCACACAAAUCGAGCUUGUCCAAUGGUAGCUUGUCUUCAGUUCACAAGACGAGCAAAGAUAGCGGAAAAUAUUCCCUGAGCCAUAAGAGCAGCGGGAGAUCGUUCGACAGAGUCGAUCUUUCGAGUCCAGAAGGAAGCAGCAGGUACAGCAAAAGAGGGUCGCUAGAUCGUGCUGCCUCGCAGGAUGGGAGCUCCACAUUCGACCUUUCGAGUCCGAAAGGAAGCAGCAGAUACAGCAAGACAGGGUCACUAGAUCAUGCUGCUUAUUUCGGGGAUGAAGACGCAGGGGGUUCACGGCAGGAGAGCCACGCUAUAUCAAGAGACAAUACCCUUUCCUCGAAACGAGACAGCAGUGAGGGGUCCCUUUAUGGUGCCGAUUCGAUUCAUUCCAAGCAAUCGGGCGAUGAGCAUGUCCACUCAUGA
Molecule: messenger RNA, 1902 nt
Organism: Eucalyptus grandis
Lineage: Eukaryota; Viridiplantae; Streptophyta; Magnoliopsida; Myrtales; Myrtaceae
Product: probable serine/threonine-protein kinase PBL26
Exons: 7
Coding region: 1-1902 (633 amino acids)
Biological process (GO): protein phosphorylation
Molecular function (GO): ATP binding; protein kinase activity
Source: RefSeq, a predicted model, not a curated record